GCGUCCAUAACGACCUCUUUCCUUCUUUCCCAAUAUACCAAAACACCUACGCACUACCACUGAACUCGCAAUCAUGGCGAAUGCGCCGCGACCUAUCGCGUUCAGCGAGCACCUCCAGCUCAGCGCGCUGGGCAUCCAGCCGUCUAGCAUCUCCUUCCAGAACUUGACAAUGGAGAGUGACCAUUUUAUUUGCGUACGAGAGACCGUUGGAGAACAGAACCAAGUCGUCAUAAUCGACCUGUACGAUGCGAAUAAUGUUAUGCGACGCCCAAUCACGGCCGAUUCGGCCAUUAUGCAUCCAAGCCAGAAAAUCAUCGCGCUAAAAGCUGCGCGACAACUCCAAGUCUUCAAUAUCGAGACGAAGCAAAAAGUGAAGGCCCACGUCAUGCACGAAGAUGUCGUCUUCUGGGUAUGGAUCUCACCGACCAUGAUCGGUCUCGUGACGGAGACCACUGUGUACCACUGGUCUACUGCCGACGCUACAUCGCCUCCCCAGAAGGUCUUUGACCGGCAUGCCACCCUCGCCGGCGCGCAGAUCAUCAACUACCGCGUAUCAGCGGACGAAAAAUGGGUCGUGCUCGUCGGUAUUGCUGGAAACAGCAAUAACCCGGCUGCGUUCCGUGUGAAGGGCGCCAUGCAGCUAUACAAUCGUGACCGCAAUGUUAGCCAGCCUAUCGAGGGUCACGCAGCGUCGUUCGCCGAAAUCAAGCUUGAUGGCAACAGCACUCCUACGAAGCUGUUCACCUUCUCCGUCAGGACAGCUGCUGGUGCAAAGCUUCACAUCGUUGAAAUCGACCACCAAGCUCCGAACACCCCGUUCCAAAAGAAGGCCGUCGAUGUAUUCUUCCCGCCGGAGGCCGUGCACGAUUUCCCCGUCGCCAUGCAAGUCUCUCAGCGAUACGGCAUCAUUUAUCUUGUCACAAAAUACGGCUUUAUCCACCUCUACGACCUCGAGACAGCUGCUUGCGUGUACAUGAAUCGCAUUUCCGGCGAGACUAUCUUUGUCACUGCGGAGCAUGAAGCCACCAACGGUAUCAUCGGUGUGAACAGGAAGGGGCAGGUAUUGAGCGUUACUGUGGACGAGAACACCGUUAUUCCGUAUAUUCUCAGCACCCUCAACAACACCGAACUUGCUUUCAAGAUGGCAAGCCGCGCUAACCUACCGGGUGCCGAUGAUUUGUACCGCCAACAGUAUCAACACCUUUUCCAGACUGGCCAGUUCGGUGAGGCUGCUAAAAUCGCUGCCAAUUCACCAGGGGGCAUGCUCCGCACUCCUCAGACCAUCGAGCAGUUCAAGGCUGUUCCUGCUCAAGCAGGGACGCUCAGCCCCAUCCUCCAGUACUUCGGUAUCCUGCUGGAGAAGGGUGAGCUCAAUAAGUUCGAAUCCAUCGAGCUUGCUCGCCCCGUACUUCAGCAGGGUCGCAAGCAGCUCUUGGAAAAGUGGCUCAAGGAGAACAAACUCGAGUGCAGCGAGGAGCUUGGAGAUCUAGUCCGUCUCACCGACAUGACCCUGGCUCUGUCAGUGUACCUCCGGGCCAACGUCCCCAACAAGGUCAUUGCUUGCUUUGCCGAGACCGGCCAGUUCGACAAGAUUGUCCUCUAUGCGAAGAAAGUUGGCUACUCACCUGAUUAUGCUAGCUUGCUGCAGCACGUCAUGCGCACGAACCCCGAAAAGGGCGCGGAGUUUGCGGGCCAGUUGGUGAAUGACGAGAACGGGCCUUUGGUCGAUGUUGAGCGGGUUGUCGAUAUCUUCAUGUCCCAGAACAUGAUCCAGCCUGCCACGUCUUUCCUCUUGGAUGCCCUCAAGGACGACAAGCCCGAGCAGGGUCACCUGCAGACACGCCUGCUCGAGAUGAACCUGUUGAACGCUCCUCAGGUCGCCGACGCUAUCCUCGGAAACGACAUGUUCCACCACUACGAUAAACCGCGUAUCGCUAAUCUCUGUGAGAAGGCUGGCCUUCUACAGCGUGCUUUGGAUCUGUACGAAGAUCUCGCGGACAUCAAGCGUGUCAUCGUGCACACGAACGUCAUCCCAGCAGACUGGCUCGUCGCUUACUUCGGCAAGCUUACCGUGGACCAAUCCAUCGCCUGCCUGCAGGAGAUGCUUCGUGUCAACAUUCGCCAGAACCUCCCGGUUGCAGUUCAGAUCGCGACUAAGUAUUCUGAUCUUCUCGGCCCCAUCAAGCUUGUUGAACUGUUCGAGUCUUACAAAAGCUUCGAGGGUCUCUACUACUACCUGGGGUCUAUCGUCAACCUCAGCCAGGACUCGGAGAUCGUCUUCAAGUACAUUCAAGCCGCCACUCGCACUGGCCAAAUUCGCGAGGUCGAGCGUGUGUGCCGUGAGAGCAACUUCUACAAUCCGGAGAAGGUCAAGAACUUCCUCAAGGAGGCGAAGCUAACCGAUCAGCUUCCGCUCAUCAUCGUCUGCGAUCGUUUCGACUUUGUGCAUGACCUGGUUUUGUACCUGUAUCAGAAUGGGCAGACCAAGGCCAUCGAGACGUACGUACAACGUGUCAACUCGGCUCGCACACCCCAGGUUAUUGGUGCUUUGCUUGAUGUCGACUGUGACGAGACUGUGAUCAAAAGCUUGCUUGCUUCCGUUCCUGGCAACUUCCCCAUCGAUGAACUCGUGGAGGAGGUCGAGAAGAGGAACCGUCUCAAGCUGAUCCUUCCUUGGCUCGAGGCUCGCAUCCAAGGUGGCACCCAAGAGCCGGCGGUAUACAAUGCUAUUGCCAAGAUUUAUAUCGAUAGCAACAGCAACCCAAAGGCGUUCCUUACGGAGAAUAACAUUUAUGAUCCUCGUAUUGUCGGCAAGUACUGUGAAAAGCGCGAUCCCUACCUUGCAUACAUUGCAUACGCGAAGGGUUUCUGCGAUGAGGAGCUUAUUGCCAUCACGAACGAGAACGCCAUGUUCAGGGACCAGGCUCGCUACCUUGUCAAGCGCCGUCAACCAGAACUCUGGGCUCAAGUACUCUCGCCUGACAACAUUCAUCGCCGCCAGCUUAUCGACCAGAUCACCGCUACCGCUAUUCCGGAGUGCACGGACGCGGAGGAUGUAUCCGUGACUGUCAAGGCGUUCAUGUCGGCUGACCUCCCCAUCGAGCUCAUUGAGCUUCUCGAGAAGAUCAUCAUUGAGCCUUCGCCAUUCAGCGAUAAUAAAACUCUGCAGAACUUGCUCAUGCUGAUGGCUAUUCGCGCUGACAAGGGGAAGGUUAUCGGUUUCAUCAACAAGUUGGAUGGCUAUGACACCGAGGAGAUUCCCCGCCUUGCAAUUCAGCAUGGUUUGUACGAGGAGGCCCUCACGAUCUACAGGAAGUACAAUCAGCACGAGCUCGCCAUGAGUGUCCUUGUGGAGCACAUCGUCAGCCUUGACCGCGGUGUCGAAUUUGCGGUGAAGGUCAAUGAGCCCAAGGUCUGGAGCCGCCUUGCUAAGGCACAAUUGGAUGGCCUUCGCAUCAAGGAUGCGAUCGAUUCAUACAUCAAGGCCAAUGAUCCGUCGAACUUUGCCGAAGUCAUUGAAAUUGCUAACCGUGCUGGCAAGCAGGACGAUCUUGUGCGCUUCCUCCAGAUGGCUCGCAAGACCCUACGAGAGCCUAUGAUCGAUACCGAGCUCGCCUACGCAUACGCCAAAACCGACCGUCUUCACGAUAUGGAAGAGUUCCUGGGCAUGACCAACGUGGCUGAUAUCCUGCAAGUCGGCGAGAAGUGCUUCGAAGACGAGCUGUACCAAGCUGCCAAGCUGCUCUUCUCCAGCAUCUCUAAUUGGGCGCGUCUUGCCACCACUCUUAUUUAUCUUGGUGAAAACCAGGCGGCUGUUGAGAGUGCGCGCAAAGCUGGUAACACACAAGUCUGGAAGCAGGUGCAUGCUGCUUGUAUCGAGAAGGCAGAGUUCCGUCUGGCGCAGAUUUGCGGUCUCAACAUAAUCGUUCAUGCCGAAGAGCUUCCGGGUAUUCUUAAGACGUACGAACGCCGCGGUCAUUUCGACGAGGUCAUCAGCUUGCUCGAGGCUGGGUUGAGUCUUGAGCGCGCUCAUAUGGGUAUCUUCACGGAACUUGGCAUUUUGUACAGCAAGUAUCGGCCGGAGAAGCUCAUGGAGCACUUGAAGCUCUUCGUCUCCCGUAUCAACAUUCCAAAGGUUAUUCGUGCUGCGGAAAAGGCACAUCUCUGGCCCGAGCUCGUCUUCUUGUAUGUUAAGUACGACGAGUACGAUAAUGCUGCUCUGGCUAUGAUGGAGCGUUCGGCGGAUGCAUGGGAUCACAAUCAGUUCAAGGAAAUCAUUGUCAAGGCAGCCAACGUCGAGAUCUACUACAAGGCACUUACCUUUUACCUCAACGAGCAGCCUAUGCUCCUGACAGAUCUUCUGACGGUCCUCUCACCCCGUAUCGAUCACGCUCGUGUCGUCCGCAUGUUCCGUCACAAGGAUAAUGACAACGUCCCUAUCAUCCGACCGUAUCUGGUUGCUGUGCAGCACCUCAACAUUGAAGCUGUGAAUGAUGCAUACAAUGAUCUGUUGAUUGAGGAAGAGGAUUACAAGGUCCUGCGCGACUCCAUCGAUAGUUUCGACAAUUUCAAUAACAUCGAUCUGGCAUCACGGCUAGAAAAGCACGAUCUUCUUGAAUUCCGUCGCCUGGCCGCUCAUCUCUACAAGAAGAACAAGCGAUGGGAGGAUUCGAUCACCCUGUCGAAGCAGGACAAGCUGUUCAAAGAUGCUAUGGUGACUGCCGCCGUCUCUGGCUUAACAGAGGUCGCUGAAGACCUGCUGUCCUACUUCGUCGACAUUGGCAAUAAGGAAUGCUUCAGCUCGAUGCUCUACAUCUGCUUCGAUCUCCUACGAUCCGAUGUGGUUAUGGAGCUAUCAUGGCAGCACGGGCUGAACGAUUUCUAUAUGCCAUACCAGAUACAAUCACAGAGGCAGCUCGUCGCCAAGGUGCAGAAGUUGGAGAAGGAUGUUGCCGAGCGUAUGGCGAAGGACACCCAAAAGGAGCAACAAGAAGCGGAUGCUCCCAUCAUUGCACCUGGUCUGGGCCAGACUUUGAUGAUUACCCAAGGGACUGGCAUGCCUACCUCUUUGCCGGUAUACGGUAUGAAGGGCAUGAACGGCGCAAUACCACAGCAAGCGACCGGGUUCGGCGGGUUCUGAGCUCUUUAUAGUUUCUCUUGUCGUUUUCGUCUUGAAAUAUGAGCUGUCUCGCGCUGCUCGGCCCAUGUAAAUAUACCUACACGCGUGCUUGUAAUGACCAUUCCUUA
Messenger RNA from Dacryopinax primogenitus, 5247 nucleotides. Its product is annotated as clathrin heavy chain. Gene Ontology annotation, molecular function: clathrin light chain binding; structural molecule activity. Bases 74 to 5140 code for a protein of 1688 amino acids. The record is from RefSeq and is a predicted model, not a curated record. Lineage: Eukaryota; Fungi; Basidiomycota; Dacrymycetes; Dacrymycetales; Dacrymycetaceae. Gene Ontology annotation, cellular component: clathrin complex; actin cortical patch; clathrin coat of coated pit. Gene Ontology annotation, biological process: intracellular protein transport; Golgi to endosome transport; receptor-mediated endocytosis. The transcript has 9 exons.